CACGCCCGACCUAGCCCACCUCGUCACACCUCCUUCCCUCUGCCUCGCUUAACGCGAAGGCCUCGCCCCUCGACUGGUUUCGGUUCAAGAGUUCAUGCUAACGCUGACUGUCCUACACGAGCUAGAGGUGGACGAUAUCAUCGCCGCUGGAAUGUCCCUUGGUGCCUUUGGAUUGAGCGUGUUUGCGCCCCUUGAACCAAGCUGACAGGGCUCGGGAGCAGUGUUCAUCGCCGGCAGCAAGUGAGGAUCAGAGGAAGAGAGGGGUUGUGAAGAAGAUGGUGUUGGACGUUUUGAGCUCUGCAGUGCCUUCAGAUGUCACAACAUCUCCACCACCGGUGGCGCAACGGUCCGACAGGGAAGCUCAGCCUGGCGGGUCUGGAGGUAGCAUCUCUGAUGGGCCCGGGACUAGCUCUGCCACAGAACCAGUGUCAGAUUUGAGUGAUUCUGGAGAAGACGACGUGCUAGCCAAGGUGGACGCGCGAGCUGGAGAUGGAGAAGAGAGAGAAUACACCGGGUGCUUUGAGGGACCGGAAAAGACUCUGGAGGUGUGCUUCAAGCCAAGCAUUGGAAACCCGCAAGGCUGUCGAGCAUUGACUAGGCAAAGCUUGGACCGCAUGUGCUCACGCGCAAAGUGCACCAUUCUUCACCAGAUCUCCAACGACUAUCUUGAUGCGUAUGUGCUGUCGGAGAGCAGUCUCUUCGUUGUCAUGAAGACGUGUGGAACAACGACCCUGCUGCGUUGCGUGGCUACACUCUUGCAAGCAGCGCUCGAGCAGCAGGGCUUGGUGCUGGAGUGGAUGGGUUAUUCACGCAAGAACUUUACCUUCCCUAGCGAUCAGCUAUUUCCCCACUCCAGUUUCGAGCAGGAGCUACAGUAUCUACGGGCGCACACGCACCUUGAACAGCGGCUUAACGGUGCAGGCUAUGUUUUGGGUCCAGUGACUGGGGACCACUGGUUCGUCUACAUCGCAGAUAAGUGCGACCGCCCAGACUACACCGCAACGGACCGCACGAUAAACAUGAUGAUGUUCGACAUGCAUCCGGACACAGCGAAGCACUUCUACAAGGAGGCAUGCCCAACUGGCCGAGAGAUGACAAAGAAAACUGGGAUCGCCGAGCUCGUACCUGGAGCUGUUGUGGACGACUUCGCGUUCGACCCAUGCGGGUAUUCAAUGAACGCCAUCUUGUACGACUCGUACUACACAAUCCACGUCACUCCGGAGGAAUCCUGCAGCUACGCGAGCUUUGAGACGAACAACCCCUUCAAGUCGUACAGAUCAAUUAUCAACAACGUCCUGAACGUCUUCCGGCCGAAGCGAUGGGUGCUCACCAUGGUCGCAGACAAAGCCGGGCUAAACACCAUCACGGAGAAUCCGUUUGAUGUGGAAAAGAUUGAACUGCCGCUCCGGAAGGCCCAAUACAUCCGCACAUCUGUGUGUUCCACUGUCGUUGAGGGAGACUGUGUGUGCAUCAUGGGCGCCUGGGAUAUGAGGGACAAGGGCGUGCCCACCAAAGGCGCAGGUCGCCCGCGCACAGUUUCCCUGGCGUGAAAGAAUCCCCAAGCGUGUUUUUGCCUGUGCAUGAAAUUUCUGUUUUCAAUUUUCGAUUAGCAUAGCUUGCGCCCGUUGUGCAUUCAGUGGCAGGUGGUCCUCACGAAUCAGUUAGCUUGUGUCUCCAAAGAAGUGGACUUGUUUGUUUUGUCACACCUUGGCGAGAACGAAGACCCGCCGAAAGUACAGUUUUAGGGGGUAUACAUAAUAUAGAAGGUAACGGCCUUCCACAUGUUUCUCCCUUUCAAGGGCAGAACCGUAGUUAGGUGCUAGUCGGCAAGCCGGGGUCGUCAUAGAGAUUUUUUCUGCGUUUUCCCCGCAUGCAUAUUGCAGCCAUCUGUGCCUGUAGUACUUAUAGAGUGUCCUGACCACGGGGAGUGUCCGUAUCCGAGGUGGCAGCUGCUUGAAAAUGGGGGGCAUGCACGGGUGUGUGCUGGUAACCACAUCAUCGAUAACUUUAGUUCUUCGGUAAAGCAGGUAUCCAUGCAUUACGGAUUGAAUAUCGAGCUUGGUGCUGGAGGUAUCCAUGCUACCAUAGGUCGAAAUCGGCGUCUCCUCGUCGAAGGGGUUGAAAUUACUGAACCUCUCUGGACCGGGAUCGGGUCGUGUUGGUUGCAACGGCGAGGCUUGAGUCUGUAUCACAAUCAUUUGUUCCUCCACCCGCAUCAUCAGACGAAGAAAAACAAAGGAGCACGGCUCA
This is a messenger RNA of Ectocarpus sp. CCAP 1310/34, 2250 nucleotides long. Lineage: Eukaryota; Phaeophyceae; Ectocarpales; Ectocarpaceae. The record is from the annotation of a GenBank genome assembly.